Messenger RNA from Aspergillus affinis, 993 nucleotides. RefSeq names its product NAD(P)-binding protein. NCBI's taxonomy places the organism in Eukaryota, Fungi, Ascomycota, Eurotiomycetes, Eurotiales, Aspergillaceae. The coding region runs from base 1 to 993 and encodes 330 amino acids. The record is from RefSeq and is a predicted model, not a curated record. The transcript has 6 exons.
AUGCCAAAAGCUAUCCUCGUCACAGGUGCGACCGGUCAACAAGGCGCAUCCCUAAUCGCAGCCUUGCGACCAAGCGAAGCCACCAACACCGCAGCAGAGUAUCACGUCCUCGCGCUGACGCGGAGCAAAUUCAGUCCGUCAGCCGACCACUUGUCUCGAGAAGAGCAUGUCAGCGUAGUCGAGGGUGAUCUAAAUGAUCGCGCCUCUGUCACCCGCAUCUUUGAGGACGCAAACAAGGGUGAAGGGGGCGGCAUCUGGGGUGUGUUUAUGGUGCUCGCCUUCCCGGGACUAGGGAAGAAUGCAGAUGGGGAAGAGACACAGGGGAAGUUACUCGCAGAUGUUGCUCUAGAAUAUGGCGUCUCGGCAUUUGUUUACUCCUCGGCGCUGCGUUCAGGACCCAAGUAUGACGACGAGUUAAAGCUGUCAGGAAAAGUGAAGGUCAGCGUAGAAAGACAUGUGAAGCAAAUCGAGCUGCCUUGGGUCGUCGUGAAGCCCGGGUUUUUCAUGGAGAAUUUCUCAGGAAUUUUAGGUGCACUAGCCGUUAACUUAAUGCAGACUGGUUUGAAGCCUGAGACACGCCUUGAUCUGGUGGCUGCAGAUGACAUAGGACGUGUUGUAGCGGCUGUCUUCAAGAACUUCUCCGAAUGCGCGUCGCGUGAGAUGAUCAUUAUUUCCGAGUCCUUGACAUCCAGCCAAAUAGAAGAGCAAUAUCGUCCCACCACAGGGGUUAUCGUUUCUUAUGUUUCGCCUUAUCUUGCACGGUUGGUAUUGAAAGUCAAUGCUGAUACGCAGAAGCUUGUACAAACAAUUAACGACACACACGAUCGAUCGGUCAACGGGAAGUAUCCCGAGCGCGAGACAGAGAUUCAAAUAUCGAAAGAUGUGUAUCCCCAACGAACUACGUUCCAAGAAUGGGUCAAUAGGACGGAUUCGAAGACUAAGGAGGGAUGGAAUCGAUUGAGUCUCUUCGGGCUGCUCACCGGGAGGUCUUGA